This is a messenger RNA of Caenorhabditis angaria, 544 nucleotides long. Lineage: Eukaryota; Metazoa; Nematoda; Chromadorea; Rhabditida; Rhabditidae. The record is from the annotation of a GenBank genome assembly.
AUGAAAUUGAUUUUAUUAGUGGCAUUUUUCGCAAUUUCCGGUGCUGCGCAAGAGUGCGGCGAUUCUAGUUGGCGAUAUUUUCCCACAACAAAUUCUUGCUAUAAAUUGAUCAGCGAGAAUUUGCCAUGGACAAUUGCCGAAUUCAAAUGUUUGUUCCAAGGUGCACAUCACGUCUCAAUUGAUAGCUAUGAAGAAAAUCAGUUUGUCCACGAACUUUCUCGAUACUCUGAGAUUUGGACAGGCGCUGCAUUCUUCGGUAGAGAUAUGAGAUAUGUGAACUCAGAUGGAACACGUUAUGGUGGAUUUGAAAACUGGCAAAGUGGUGUGAAACCACCAUUGAAUAAAGCAAGAAGAUGUAUUAAAAUGGACGAAAAUGGUGAAUGGUUCCAAUCAUGCUGCAAGAAGAAGACUUUCACAAUCUGUGAAAAGGUAGGUCAAAUUAAUCAUCUCAUCUUAUCAAAUUAAUUAACUUCUUCUUAUUUUCCAGAAAGCUACAUCAUCCUUAUAUAGCAACAAUUUGCGUGCAUUGAGACACCGUGCCUAA